Messenger RNA from Miniopterus natalensis, 789 nucleotides. The record is from RefSeq and is a predicted model, not a curated record. Lineage: Eukaryota; Metazoa; Chordata; Mammalia; Chiroptera; Miniopteridae.
CGGACUGGUCUGUCCUUCUGCUCCAAGAUGUCUCUCAAAGACCCCUGCCCCCAAAAUGAUACAGAAGAUAACAUUGUGGAACAAUCUGGAAAUCUUAAGAACGAGGACUUGACUACUACACGUCAAAGAAUAACAUUUUAUGGCCAUGAAAGCCAAGGUCCACACAACCAUACCGGCUAUUUCUACCCUGGGUUAGAGAAUUGGGGGAAGAGUAGUUUGGCUGUGUCUCCUGUAAUGGUGGCAAGUGUAGUCAUAGGUAUGGUCACCGCCAUCUCCUGCGUCACCAUCAUCCUGGGCAGCCUGCGCAAGGAAAGGCGGUCGUGGCUGCAGCCCCGCCGCCCCAGUGGGGACCACGAGGAUGGCCAAGACUCGGAGGGGGAAACAUACUGGAGCAGCGGGAUACACGACACCUGCAACCUUGUGGGGUACUGGACCAUGCCCUUUGACCUCAGCUCUGAUCCAGAGGCGGAGGCCAUCAGGCUCCACUGGCUGUGCAGGAAUCCUCCACCUCGCUAUGAAGAGUGUAUGGGACCAGGGGCCACUCAGCUGUACCUCCCCAUGGACGCACCACCACCCUACUCGCUGAUCAACACCGACCACAGCUCCAGAGGAUGCCAGCAGGUGGAGAGUGGCCUCCACACCAACUCCAUGGAUGCCCUGCCCCCUUAUGAGGCUGUGUGUUGGCCUAGCCCUCCACCGAGCCUGCUGCCACUGCCAGGGCCCGAACCAGAGCCACGCAGCUUCCAGGGCUCACCCACCCCAAAUGGGAGCCCAGAGAGAAUCGUGUGA